Molecule: messenger RNA, 2313 nt
Organism: Penicillium angulare
Lineage: Eukaryota; Fungi; Ascomycota; Eurotiomycetes; Eurotiales; Aspergillaceae
Exons: 5
Coding region: 1-2313 (770 amino acids)
Molecular function (GO): protein binding
Source: RefSeq, a predicted model, not a curated record
AUGAACAGACCGCCGCAGGGCCGUGGUCAGUCACGGGUGGGUGCGACUUGGUAUCCAGGGGGCCAAGAUGACUUCUACAUACCAGAGGUCAUCUCCCCCUCCCCUCAAAGGGUAAUGCCUGAAGUCCCCGAAAACAUGCAGGACAAUAUCGCGCAGUUGGAGCACCAUGCUCGUGAACCCCGCCGGAUCCCACAGCAGCAGCAACAGCAGCAGCAACAGGGACCGCCACCAGCUCAGUACCGCGCCCAAUAUCCGGAGCGUACCUCCUCCGCCGCUCCCACGCAACCCCAACAACAGGCUCAGGCUUAUGACUAUGGCGCCUACGCCCAGUCCGCGACUUAUGACAGCAUGGAUCACCCCAACUUCUCACCUUUCCCCGUACUGCGGAAUCCACCCUCAAAUGUCCCGCCAACCGACGAGCAGCGUGAAGCUAAUCUAGAGCGCGCUCGGAUGGCAGUUUUGUCAACAACUGAUCCGGAGAUGCAAUUGGCAUGGGCUCAGGAUGCCUUGACCUAUGUGGAAGUGGCGGCACAGAACGAAGCUCGUCUUUCACUCACACAGCCCCCGCGACCGCAUACCCCUCAGGUGGAACGCCAAUUGAAGACCGAUGCGAUGAAUAUCGUUAGUUUCCUUGCCGAGCAACACCACCCUAAAGCCGAGUUCAUUAAGGGAAUGUGGCUAGAGUUUGGCAAGUUCGGUCAUCGGGUAGACCGGAAAGAAGCCUUCCGAUGUUACUCUCGAGCUGCCGAGAAGGGCUAUGCGCGCGCCGAGUACCGCAUUGGUAUGCAAUUCGAAAGCUCAGGAGAACCCGAGAAGGCAACUAGACACUAUGAGCGCGGUGUCGCGAGGUCGGAUUCUGCCUCAUACUAUCGGUUGGGAAUGAUGAUUCUACUCGGUCAGCAUGGCCAACGUCAGGAUUUCCCAAGAGGGUUGGAGUACAUCCGACAGGCAUCGCAGUCAUGCGAUCAGAAUGCUCCACAGGGCGCCUAUGUCUAUGGUAUGCUUCUUGCCCGAGAGCUUCCCCAAGUGAGCGUACCUGAAUCAUUUCUUCCUCUUGAUCUCAACACCUCUCGCGUAAAUAUUGAAAAAGCUGCAUACCACGGAUUCGCCAAAGCUCAAGUGAAGAUGGGCGCUGCGUAUGAGCUGUGCCAACUGGGCUGUGACUUCAACCCGGCGCUGUCUCUGCAUUACAAUGCCCUAGCAGCUCGCCAGGGUGAGCCCGAGGCAGAAAUGGCCAUUAGUAAAUGGUUUCUCUGCGGACAUGAAGGCGUGUUUGAGAAGAAUGAUGAGCUUGCAUUCACCUACGCUCAGCGAGCUGCCCAAAGUGGUCUUCCCACUGCCGAAUUUGCCUUGGGAUACUUCUAUGAAGUUGGUAUCUUCGUUCCUGUCGACAUCAAAGAAGCUCGAAGCUGGUACGCAAAGGCUGCCAAUAGCGGUAACAAAGAUGCAUCUGGCCGAAUCGACAGUAUUUCUCGUUCCAAGACUCUUUCCAGGAAGGAUCACGAGAAGGUUGCUAUCUCCCGUAUCAAGUCCACCCGAUAUGUGGCACACCAGCGUGGUAACUCUAUGGACCCAACUCCGGAGAACAUCGAGAUGCCUGAUCCUUCAAGAAUGACUCUGUCCGACCAACCCCCCGCUGCAGCUCCUUACCCUGAUCGAUCGACUCCUCGUCCUCGACCCGGUCCCGGCGGCCACCCAGGUUAUCAACUGACUGAUUCUCGGCCAAGCUCUGCAUUCGGUGUCAACCCCAACCUACGUACGAAUGUCCCGCCAGGCGGUUACGGUGGCCCACCAGGAGGCCCUGGCUCUCGAAGCCCAUCUUAUGGGCCAGGUCAGGGUCCCCCAGGCCAGAUGAACUAUCGACAGCCCGGUCCUGUUACCCCCGUAAGCGCACCAGCGGGACCUAUGAGCCCUCAGGCUGCGAAUAUGAUCAGUCCGAAUGGAACACCCCGAGUGGAUAUCGGAUACUCUGCGCCAAUUCCCCCGCCGGGUGACCGAAGACGCCCCACACGACUUGAUGCGAUGCCUCCAGACCGCAAGCUGAUCCGCACCCCUGUCGGUGGUCACCCUGGGCCAUUGCCUUCGCCUCGCACUGCAGCAUCCCCUCGGACAGCCAGCUCCCCAUCUUCUGGCACGUUUCCCCCCCGCGCGGAAUCCCGCCAGCCAUCUCGGGGCUCGGCAUCCUCUACUCCUCAGCCCCCAUCUAGUGCUUCAUCCCAGAAGCCUACACCAGCUCCAUCCAAGGGCCCCAAGACCUUUGAAGAAAUGGGCGUGCCAAGUGCCAAAAAUGAUAGUGAUUGUCUGGUGAUGUGA